UCGGAUCGAUUUUCGAGCAGUUGCCGGCAAAUCCUCCAUGGCGACGGAUAGAGUUAAACAAGCAAAAUGUUAGUAGAUAAUUUCCAUCGGUCACCUAGAAGCGAGUAUUUUGUGUGCGGUGAGCAUUAUUCUUCCUUGGAUUGCUGCUGGGACAAGGCCUUUGCUGCGAUCGGUAUGGAGUCUUUUUUCACUGAAGAGGACGAACCGGAGGUUAUCCAAGCGGUUGCAGCCGAUUCCAGCACUUCUUCGUCAUCGCAAAUUGGUGUUCCAAUGCUCAGCGCAUCUUCUACUGACCCUCUCCAAGCUCUGAGCCAAUGCGUGCACAACAUGAUGUCAACCGAUUUUCUGACAACUGGGCCUGUUGCUGCAAGCACUUCCGCAAACCAACAACCGACAGUGAAAAGAACUCGCGGUAUCAAAACUGGACCUCGUCGCCACAAAGCCAACGCUCGAGAACGCCAACGAAUGCACGGCCUGAACGGCGCACUCGACAAUUUGCGCAGAUUGGCACCAAUCGUCUCGGACAGUCAAAAACUAUCCAAAAUCGAAACACUUCGACUGGCUAAGAAUUACAUAAAACUGCUGAGUGACAUGUUGAACGACAAUCCAGCCAGCGCUUCAGCAUCCGCUGCGUCUAACAUCAAAGCAGCCAAUGUUUUAACUCCCGGAUUAUCCCAAGCCACUGUCAAUGUCAUUCAUUCGCUACUUGGCAUCAACCGCCGUUCGUCAAUUUCGAUUCCUAUGAGGGCUAGUGCCACUAACGAUAAUUUCGUGCAAGACAGCGAAUCGCCGCGCUCCAAGGGAGCUGAGAAUAGCGCUUACCGACUUAACGAUCUCUUAACUACCUAUCACCAAUGUUCUCAAAACCAGGAGAGCCAAACGCCCAUCAGUGAAGAAGAUCAAGCUCAACUGGAUUCAUUGGUAAAUUUACUUACCCAAGAACAGGAAUUACUGAUGGAUGACGCCAAUAGCAGCAGUUGGACUGGUCAAGAUACUUGGGAUAGUUCUUCCUUUGAUUUCGACGAUCCCCCCACCGACUUCUAGUCAAUUUAAUGAAUACUGGAACAAUCCUGUAAA
This is a messenger RNA of Daphnia pulicaria, 1077 nucleotides long. RefSeq lists its product as uncharacterized. Gene Ontology annotation, molecular function: protein dimerization activity. Bases 67 to 1044 code for a protein of 325 amino acids. The record is from RefSeq and is a predicted model, not a curated record. Lineage: Eukaryota; Metazoa; Arthropoda; Branchiopoda; Diplostraca; Daphniidae. The transcript has 3 exons.